Molecule: messenger RNA, 2807 nt
Organism: Tribolium castaneum (red flour beetle)
Lineage: Eukaryota; Metazoa; Arthropoda; Insecta; Coleoptera; Tenebrionidae
Product: prestin
Exons: 10
Coding region: 638-2677 (679 amino acids)
Biological process (GO): transmembrane transport
Cellular component (GO): plasma membrane
Molecular function (GO): bicarbonate transmembrane transporter activity; chloride transmembrane transporter activity; oxalate transmembrane transporter activity
Source: RefSeq, a predicted model, not a curated record
AGUGAUCGUCCUUCGAUUGACACAAAACCAACUUCUAACCUAAGAUCCGUUCGAAAAACGAUUAUCCUCCCGCAAGGUCUGUAAUAUCAAUUGACCCCGAGUGUAGAUGAAAAAAUCCGUGUAAAAUCAUCAUCAUAAUUGCGAUAAAGUUCGUUUUUGAUUGUGUGAUAAGGCGUUACGUCAUUUUGAAUGUCAUUGUCAGGUUUGGUGGCCAGGACCGGUCCGAGAUGUUUUCGGGCCCUAAUUAUCGGAAAAAGCGCGUUUUCAACGACCAGGGUCACCUUUGGCCAGAUUCGCCGCAAAAACUAAAGUGAUUAUUAGAAUAAACUUGAUAAUAAAUUACGAAAAAGUGUGACCUUGGGGGAAUAGCACCGAGCGAUCAGUUUGCCAAUUCGCGCUGAUUUAAUCACACGUCAAGGUAGAAGUUCUAAUAACUUGAUAAGAAUUGUCGAGCCAGACAACAAAUAGAGUAAAUUACGCCAAUUACGGCUUAAUUGUGCCUACUUAUCGCGUAUUAAUAAAAAUUCGAGUGCACAUCAUUUGUAUCUUUUAAAGUGAGUGGCACGCCAUUUGAAGAUAAAACAAUCGAAAUAUCGGUCAGUCAUCGAGUGAUCGUCGGAAUGUGUGGACCUGAACCAUGAAGAAAAGCAAUACGGACCUGAACGGCGUUUUGGAAAAUGGAACAGCCGGGCUGAGUGUGAGACGGCCGGUUUACCAACUUGAAGAUUUGAACAGAGACACUGACUAUGAGACACCGCACACAACAUUUGUGCAGGAUUGUGGUCGCAGAUUUCGGGCCUUCCGGCCCUUUAGGUGUCUCUACUAUUCGGUGCCGGUGCUCAAAUGGCUCCCAAAAUACAGUUGCAAGAAAAAUAUUUUUGGGGAUAUUAUCAGUGGGAUUACGGUGGCUAUCAUGCACAUACCGCAGGGCAUGGCGUACGGCCUCCUCGGCAACGUGCCCCCCGUGGUCGGCAUCUACAUGGCCUUCUUCCCCGUACUUAUCUACUUCAUUUUCGGCACAUCUCGCCACGUCUCGAUAGGAACCUUCGCAAUCAUUUGUCUAAUGACCGGCAAAGUGGUCAACCAAUACAGCAGCAUCGAAAUCCUCCAAAACGGCACCGUGGUCACCACCCCGUCCCCCAACCCCGAAAUGCCCCUCUACACCAACGUGGAAGUCGCCACAACCGUCACCUUCGCCGUGGCUAUGAUCCAACUCGUCAUGUACUCCCUGCGCCUUGGCGUCGUCUCGACUUUACUCAGCGAAACUCUAGUGAACGGUUUCACGUGUGCUUCAGCCUUCCACGUGGUCUCGUCACAAAUCAAAGAUCUGUUCGGGAUUCCGAUUAAAAAACGAAGGGGAAAUUUCGGCUUCCCUUUGACGAUUUACGACUCGGUUUUGGCCCUGUCAAGGGCCAAUCCGUACGCUUGUGGCAUGUCGGCAGUAUCGUGCGUUAUCCUUAUCAUCAAUAACGAAGUUUUGAAGCCCUUUUUAGCCAAGAAAACCAAAAUUCCGUUCCCGAUCGAAUUGCUGGCUGUGGUUUUGGGUACGGCCUCGAGUUAUUUCUUUAGUUUGGAUACGAAGUACGAUAUUUCGGUUGUGGGGCACAUACCGACUGGGUUUCCGGCCCCCACACCUCCAGCUUUUGCCCUUAUACCGGAUAUUUUAGUCGAUGCGUUUGUAAUAACCAUGGUUUCGUACACUAUAACUAUGUCCAUGGCGUUGAUUUUUGCAAGGAAGCUGUUCUAUGAGGUGGACUCGAACCAGGAACUGUUGGCUUUGGGACUGAGCAACACCAUGGGCUCGUUCUUCGCCUGCAUGCCCGUCACAGCCUCCCUCUCCCGCUCCAUGAUCCAGGAGGCCGUCGGAGGAGUGACCCAAAUCGCCUCCAUCGUCUCCUGCAGCAUUCUCUUGGUCAUCCUCCUCUGGAUCGGGCCACUCUUCGAAACCCUCCCCCGGUGUGUCCUAGCUAGCAUCAUCGUGGUGGCCCUCAAAGGCAUGCUCUUCCAAUGCCAAUCGAUCGUAAGGUAUUGGAAAUUGAGUAAAUGGGACGCUUUGGUCUGGACGGUUACUUUCUGUACAACUUUGUUCGUUCAAAUUGGAUAUGGAUUGGCGGCAGGAGUGGCUGUUUCGUUACUAAGUGUUUUUAUACAAGGGUAUAAACCCUACACUUGUCUUUUGGGGGUUGUGCCAAACACUGACCUGUAUCUGGAUAUUAAACGGUACAAGAAAGCGCAAGAAAUUCAAGGUGUGAAGAUUUUUAGGUACUCGGGAGGGUUGAGUUUUGCGUCAAGAAGCGCUUUUAAGGAGUUGUUGAAUAGGAAAAUCGGGUUUGAUCCAGCGAGUGUGCUCAGGAAGAGGGCCAGGUUGGAGGAGUCGCCCUCAAGGUCCACCACCGUCACCGAGGACUUCGAUUUGCUCACCCGUUGUGUGAUUUUGGACUUCGCCUCUUUGACUUUCGUGGACCCUUCUGGUGUGGACUUACUCCGGCAACUACAGAGUGAUUACGCAAAACUCGAUAUAAAGCUCUACAUUGCGGCUUGUUCAGGGCCGGUUUAUGAAAAAUUCAUCAUCUGUGAUCAACAAGAAGGCAUCGAGAGCAAGUUUAUGAUCUUCCCGACGAUUCACGAUGCCGUUCUUUUCGCUCAAUCAAAUGUGUUAAGGACUAAACAAAUUUAAAUAAGUGAAAGUAUUAGAGAUUUUAUUUUUGUUAUAAAUAAAUAUAUUUCGUACUUAGAAAUUCUAUUAAAGAGUUACCAACACUUGUUAUUUAUUCAGAGAUUUUUAAUAAACAAUUAAAAAUGACAAA